Rhipicephalus sanguineus (brown dog tick) is the source of this 1092-nucleotide messenger RNA. RefSeq lists its product as uncharacterized. The record is from RefSeq and is a predicted model, not a curated record. The transcript is spliced from 6 exons. NCBI's taxonomy places the organism in Eukaryota, Metazoa, Arthropoda, Arachnida, Ixodida, Ixodidae. Bases 233 to 685 code for a protein of 150 amino acids.
GCCAAGCAAGUGUCGCUACGCAUGGCUGCAACCCACUGCAUUACUGCCCUUGUUGUGCACGCCAGCUGCCCCACUCUGUGCCCAACUUCACUUGCCUGAUGUUCUUGUGGAGUGUCUGGCAUCAGCUGACGUCCUCUUUCUUGAGUCUCUGGUGAAAUGCCUAUUCAGCUUCAGCCAGUGUCCCGUGUUUUUUGACAACCUCAUCAUUGCCUAUGCUAUUCAGCCUCUCCUGAUGUCUGCAACCCAGCUGGUUUCAUCCAAUCGAAUAGGCACAGCAGCAAAAGCUCUCAAGCUGCUUCAGAUGCUGCUUUCCAGGCAGCAGAGCUUUAGGGCAAAUCAUGACCUUGUAAAGUUGUUUGUGCAACACUUGUCUGAUCAAAUGGCUACUGGACACCAGGCGAUAGUGCUUGCUUCACUGGAGGUCUUUGGAGAACUGUGCAGUGGUUUGGUGCUUCCCACUCCUGUGCCUUUGUCUCUGCUGAGAAAGCAUGUUCAGGGCUGCAUGGACGCCUUGUCUGCAGCUCUCACCUCACUAUGUGGAGGCAGUUCCGGGGGAGCAGUUGGAUCUGAUAGUGCCAGCCCUGCAGUGCCUCUGUCAAGGAGCCAGGAGCAGUGUUUCAUGGAAGGCAGGCUCCUCUGUGCUGGCCUUCGCCUCUUGUUCCGAUGGGCCCAGUAUGUCUCUUGACACUCACCUUAUGAAACUGCUAGUCUUGUUCAUUUAUUUCUUUGGAGAUUUGCCUUCCAGGUUUCUGAAGUUCGUAAGGUAGAGGUAGCUUUAUUGUUCUUAUCUAUAUUUCAGAAGAAGAAUGUAGCAUGAACAGAAGAGGCACAGUAAAUAAAUGGGAUGUGCACUGCAUGUACUAUUUAAGCCAUUAACAUUGUGGGAUUUAGAUUUCUUGGUUAUGCUUCAUUGUGGUACUACAGUGGCUAUGCUGCAGUUUCACCUGCUGUAGAAGCUAUGGCAUAGUGCUAGUCAGCUUGAGGCUGUGGUUUCCAUCGACUGUAAUGGCUGCAUUGUGAUGCUGGCAAAAUGCAAAAAUUUUUUGUACUUAGGUUUUGGUUGGUGUACAUGAAAAAAUCCCAGCCAUUUAA